Molecule: messenger RNA, 708 nt
Organism: Lonchura striata (white-rumped munia)
Lineage: Eukaryota; Metazoa; Chordata; Aves; Passeriformes; Estrildidae
Source: RefSeq, a predicted model, not a curated record
AUGGCGCUCUCCGCGCUGCAGCGGGACCCGGCGGGCGGCGGCCGCUUCGCCUCCGCCGUGCCCGAGCCCUGCCGCCGCCUCCCCUGCGCGCUCGGCGUGGACGAGGCGGGCCGGGGGCCGGUGCUCGGGCCGAUGGUUUACGCGAUCUGCUACUGCCCCGUCGACAAACUGGAGCAACUGGAGGCGCUGGGGGUGGCAGACUCGAAGACGCUGUCAGAGGCGGAGCGGGAGCGGCGUUUCGGGCUCCUGGAGGCCGCGGGGGAUUGGGUGGGGUGGGCGCUGCAGGUGCUGCCCCCCGACCACAUCUCGGCCUGCAUGCAGCAGCGAGCCAAGUACAACCUGAACGAGCUGUCCCACGACACGGCCACUGAGCUCAUCCAGUUCGCGCUCGACUCGGGGGUGCAGGUGGCCCAGGUGCUGGUGGACACGGUGGGGCCGGCAGAGAAGUACGAGGCGAAGCUGCGGCAGCGCUUCCCGGGGCUGGCGGUCACCGUGCGCCCCAAGGCCGACGCGCUGUUCCCCGUGGUCAGCGCCGCCAGCAUCUGUGCCAAGGACUCCAUGGGGUCCCCGCGUGCUCACGGCGGGGUCACCGUGGGUCACUGUGGGGACCCGCGGGUCACCGUGGGGUCCCCCGCCGGCUACUUCGGCGAGCUGCAGGAGAACAUGGAGCGCCUGCUGCGCGACGUGAGCGGGGCUAAUCGGGGCUAA